ACAACGUAAUAAGAAACAAAGAAGAAGUCGUCUAUCGAUGGUUGUUGGGGGAGGGAAAUCGCAGUGCAGUGUGGGACAGCGACGGAGUUUGGCUAACGCGAACGACCGAGAAAAUGGAUGUGUUUCUCAUGAUUCGGCGCCACAAAACGACCAUCUUUACUGAUGCCAAGGAGUCUACCACUGUUUAUGAGCUGAAGCGCAUUGUGGAGGGGAUCCUGAAAAGGGCACCAGAGGAGCAGAGACUCUUCAAGGAUGAUCAGUUGUUAGAGGACAGUAAAACUCUUGGGGACUGUGGGUUCACUAAUCAGACUGCAAGACCUCAGGCCCCAGCCACUGUAGGGCUAGCUUUUCGCAUCAAUGAUGAGGUGUUUGAGCAGCUGCGGGUAGAACCAUUCUCCAGCCCCCCUGAGCUCCCAGACGUAAUGAAGCCCCAGGACUCUGGCAGCACUGCUAACGAGCAGGCCGUCCAGUGAGGAAUGAAAGGAGCAGGAAUUGGUGGGGAGGGAGAGGCAGAUGGGGUGAGGAAGAACAAAGUCUGAGGGGGAAAAAAAGGAGGAAAGGGGAGUUAUUGUGGAAGCGGCAGAGGGAAGUGAUACGCUGUAUCAUCUUCAUCUAAAGUAUCACUCUCUAUUACCCCAGAAUACUAAGCAAACAUGCAUUCUAUUAAUGCCUUUCCCCAAUCCACCUCAGCACACAAAUGCACGUUUAGAUUUGCAUAAAAUCAACCUGAAAACUGGCAUAUUGCUAUCAGUUAUACAGGAGAAACAAGGAACAGAUAAUUUGCAGUAACAUGUAAACUGAUGCGUCUAGUUUUGGGGGGUAGGAUGACUAAAUAUGUAAUGUGUUUGUGUGUGUUUGGUAUUUUGGGGAGGAUUGCAGUUAUACUGUGUUAUGAUAAUUAUGAUUAUUCUUAUUAGUAAGGAUUGUAAUGAUUUUAAGGGAGAAUAUACUGGGGAAGGGGCGUGUUGUGUGUGUUAGCCUACCUAGAGAAAAUGUGCAUGAAACAUAGAAAUAUACACAAAACUGGACCCUGGUCAGUUUCACACACAAGCUGUUGCAAAAAAUCUUUCACAGAAGUUGACCAUUUCAAUGUAAAGCUCUGCUGUUUUACAGAUUUCUCUUAAGGUUUGGUUUCUUGCUGUCUUGUAUUGUCUUACACAUCAGUUCUCCACCCUGGUCUUUGGAGUUUCCAUGGGUGUAUUAUUUUGUUCCAAGUUUACUGUCCUUAUUCAGAUAAUUGGCAUGGUCUAUAUGUAAUUGAAGCUUUUAAAAUGUUUUAGUUAUUAAAUUGUGUCAAAACAUGUUCAAAAAUUUAUAUAAGUGUUUGUGCUCAAACCAAAGACACAAUGUCAGUAAAACUUGUGACAUUUGGAAAAAUAUGUGUCAAAUUUAAAGAUUAGCUUGAACUCCUGGUCCAGAUGGAGAACUGAUAAUAUACAGUACUAAUCAAGUAAUUAUCAGUUCUUUGUAGCACAUUUAACACUGACUGGCACAGACCAGAUUUGGAGAUUGCUUUUGCUCUUCUCCCAUGUAUACUGUGUCAUGUGACAGAACUUGAGUUGGACACCACAGUCCUGCAACUAAAUCUGUAACUUUGUGAGUUGAAUAAAGACUGCUUUUUCUUUUUCA
Molecule: messenger RNA, 1629 nt
Organism: Conger conger (European conger)
Lineage: Eukaryota; Metazoa; Chordata; Actinopteri; Anguilliformes; Congridae
Product: elongin-B
Exons: 4
Coding region: 114-473 (119 amino acids)
Biological process (GO): transcription elongation by RNA polymerase II
Cellular component (GO): VCB complex; elongin complex
Molecular function (GO): protein binding
Source: RefSeq, a predicted model, not a curated record